UGUUGGCACAGCGGCACUGAGAGGGAGAGAGAGAGAGAGGAGCGAGAGAGAGAGAGAAUCCGAUGAGCCUUUUUCUGCACAUCACUUUGUAAAUUUGCGCUCGUGUCGUCCUGCUUGAAGCGGUGCUCACCUGCCAGACUGUGUGGCUGCCGGCGGCGCAGCAGCAGAUUUUAAUAGGAUAAUCCGACUAAUUGGCUCCUCUGAUAGAGCCCCUCAUUGAUUUUUCUCGACCAUUUCCCUCAUCACUGUCAUGCUUUUCUCCGUUUUCUCCUGUCCCGCUGUUUCAAAGUGACCGGCUGCAGGUGUCUCUCUGCUCCGAUUUGCGCCAGCCGAUGCUGGCAAUAUGUAAUUUUGGGAUAGACGCUGCGUUUUUUCUUUGGAGAAGUGGACUAUUUCGAAGCAGGGACCCUCUCGUGUUUUUUUAAAUUUAUUUCUUUAUUUUUUAAGCGCUACUGCUUUACUCCUUAGAACAGAACUGAUCCUGGUACACCGUAAUGGUGGGGGGCGAUCACAUCUGACAGCAGAGAACCCGCUAUCAUCCGGAAACUGCUCGUGGGACUGGUAAAAAAUGAAAGCUCCCAUUCCUCUUGUGAUCCUGCUUCAUGCCGUUGUGGUCCAUUCCCUGAAAGUGGUGUCGAAGAGAGGCUCAGUGGAAGGCUGCACGGAUUGGUCGGUGGACUACCUGAAAUAUAAGGUGCUACUGGGGGAACCCGUGCGGAUUAAGUGCGCUUUGUUCUAUGGAUAUAUCCGGGCCAACUACACCCAUGCGCAGAGCGCGGGGCUCAGCCUCAUGUGGUACAAGAGCGCGGGCCACGGGGACUUCGAGGAGCCCAUCAGCUUCGACGGCGCGAGGAUGAGCAAGGAGGAGGACGCCAUAUGGUUUCGACCGGCGGAGUUGGACGACGUGGGGUACUACUCCUGCGUGCUACGGAACUCCACAUACUGCAUGAAGGUGUCCAUGUCUCUCACAGUGGCGGAGAAUGACACAGACCUUUGCUACAACUCCAAAAUGAGGUUCUUUGAAAAGGCAGAACUAAGCAAAAGCAAAGACAUCACAUGCCCAGGAAUUGAGGAUUAUCUGCAGCCUGGAGGGGGACCUGAGAUUGUGUGGUACAAGGAAUGCAAGCCAAAGCAGUGGAGACAAACCAUAGAAAGGAGGAGGGACACUCUGUCCAUCAAGGAAGUACGGGAAGACGACAUUGGGAAUUACACAUGCGAAUUACAGUUUGGGAACUUUGUGGUGCGGAGGACGACCGAGCUGUCCGUCACGGCUCCCUUGACUGACAAGGCGCCAAAAAUCCUUUCCCCUUCGGAGGGCCAAAUGAGCGUCAUCGAGAUGGCAAUAGGAAGUCCUCUCAACCUGACGUGCAGAGCGUUCUUUGGAUACAGCGGAGACGUCAGUCCGCUCAUCUACUGGAUGAAGGGGGAGAAGUUCAUCGAGGAUCUGGACGAGGAGCGCGUUCAGGAGAGUGACAUAAAGACAAUCCGGGAGCACUUAGGGGAGCAGGAGGUGUCCAUCUCCCUGACCAUCGACUCUCUGGAGGAGAAUGACCUGGGCAACUACUCCUGCUACGUGGAGAACGGCAACGGGCGGAGACAGGCUAACAUCCAGCUCACCAAGAAAGCCGAGCUGUUGUACACGGUGGAGCUGGCCGGAGGUCUGGGAGCCAUCCUGAUGCUGCUCAUCUGUCUGGUGACGCUCUACAAGUGCUACAGAAUUGAGCUCAUGCUCUUCUACAGAAGCCACUUCGGCAGUGAGGAUAUAGACGGAGAUAACAAGGACUACGACGCCUACCUGUCCUACACCAAGGUGGACCCGGACCAGUGGAGCCAGGAGACCCGAGAGGAGGAGCGCUUUGCCCUGGAGAUCCUCCCCGACGUGCUGGAGAAGCAUUAUGGGUAUAAACUCUUCAUUCCAGACAGGGACUUGAUCCCCACAGGAAGUUUCACCAAUGAUCAUUUCCAGGAUGACACAAGACUACUUAGAGCCUACAUCGAGGACGUGGCGCGCUGCGUGGACCAGAGCAAGCGACUCAUCAUCGUCAUGACGCCCAGCUACGUGGUGCGGAGGGGGUGGAGCAUCUUUGAGCUGGAGACGAGGCUGCGCAACAUGCUGGUGACCGGCGAGAUCAAGGUCAUCCUGAUCGAGUGCGCCGAGCUGCGCGGCAUCAUGAACUACCAGGAGGUGGAGGCCCUCAAACACACCAUCAAGACGCUGACGGUCAUCAAGUGGCGCGGGCCGUCCAGCAACAAGCUCAACUCCAAGUUCUGGAAGCAGCUGCUCUACGAGAUGCCCUUCAAGCGCAUGGAGCCCCUGAGCAUCUCCCACGAGCAGGUGCUGGAUGUCAGCGAGCAGGGCCCCUUCGGCGAGCUGCAGACCGUCUCGGCCAUCUCCAUGGCGGCCGCCACCUCCACCGCCAUGGCGACGACGCACCCGGACUUGCGCUCCACCUUCCACAGCUCCUGCCACACUCAGAUGAGGCAGAAACACUAUUACCGUAGCUACGAGUACGACCUGCCGCCGGGCGGCACCCUCCCGCCGCUCGGCAGCCAGCACACCUACUGCAACAUCCCCAUGACGCUCAUCAACGGACAGCGGCCGCAGUCCAAGUCGCCGCGCCAGCAGAGCCUGGAGGAGGCCCACGGCAACAACGCCAUGCUGCCGCUGCUGCCCCGGGAGACCAGCAUAUCCAGCGUCAUCUGGUGACAAGAGGCGGAUGACGAGCCACCGGCGCCUGGAGCCUGAGCAGCGGAGAGGCGUCGGGCUCCUCGCUGCCGUGGAAUUCUGCAGCAGGAAACGGCGGGCGAGGGAAGAGGCGCUGGACUCGCUGAGGGCAGAGGAGGCGGCAGGUUUUUCUUCUUCUUUUGGUCCAAUAAGAGCUUUUAUUGAAUAUGAACAAGGAAAAAAAGAACCAAGGAGAACUGUUUUGUAUGCCUGUAUAAACAUUCACGUAACACAAGCCAACACCUAUGAUCAUUUACGCAGAAGGUUCAAGGGAUACAGGGUCCUGUACAUAUACGUUUUUCUAAUUCUUUGUAGCAUCAGUGUUUGGGACUUCUUAUGUUUUAUCAUCAGUCGGGUUCUUCUUUGUUUCCUUUUAGUUUCAGUUUGUACAAAAGUGAAGCGAUGGCCUGUGAGAUGUUUUGGAUAAAACCGUUAUAUCUUUAUCUUAAUUUGUUGGCUGGUGUAGUUUAUAAAGCUUUGGGGAUUCUUUCGGGGAGGGUGGGGUAAAAGUUGCAGCCUUCGGCAGAUGAGGACUGUUCGGUAUUGUAUUUCAGGGAGUUUCAGCUCCACCGGCUGCGUUAAAAGGGUUGAGAGUCUGGACUCACCCAGAAUAUGCAAAACAUGGAGUCCAGAGAGCAGAGAUGAGAUGGGUCCCAUCCGAACGCUUUGGUCUGGGAAGGAGGGGAUGAAGGAUAUGGUGCUAGGCUUCACAUCUCUAUGAUAACAUUUACUUUUAGAAAAAAAAAAUAACAGCCUUGCUAUUUACCUUAACAGAUGAUUAUAUCACCUAAAAUUAAUUGUGUGUAUUAUUUUAUGAACAAGAAAAGUCUAUUUUUGUAACUGAGGGAUAUUUGCUUAGAGAUGUUAUAACUGAAGUAUCAGAUAGAAGGAAUCGGGGAAACGUAACAUGAAAUAACAAUGUUUUGUUAUGUGGAACUGCACAGCUCACAAAAAUCGAUAGAUCAUUCACUAAAUGUCUUACCCUUAUAUUACAAGAGACAAGAAAACAGUUUGUUGGCUGUUUUCACCAUCAAAAAGACGAGCCUUGACAUUUCAGAACAGAACCGGCGUCGCGGCUCAGCAGGCUUUUUAUGUGUGUUGAUUUCACAACAAGGACGGUGUCAGCGUGGACGGAGGAGAGGGACGCCGCCACGCCGCCGAGGACCAAACGAGGCCGUCCAGGGCGAAACAAGUAUCCGUGUGAUUUGUGUGCCACUCCCCUUUGUCAGCUGGGUGGCGCUCAGGGUGUGGUUUCAUUUCAAAAUGAGUCUGAAAACAUCUGAAACGCCUGAUAAAAAUGUGACGUGACAUUUCAGAUGACUUAUAUAUUUUUGAUCCACUGACCAAUAAUUAGCCUUUCUGAAGGAAACCGUCCCAAAUAAGAUGAAAUGGAUGUUUAAGAGAGACAAGAUUCUAUUUAUGAAUUUAAAUUAAAUCCUGGAGUAUAUUUAACCAUAAAACAUAAAUGCUAAAAAGUUGGACCAAAGCAAGCUACAGUGAAGUCCCAAUUUCAUCCACAAAAUGCUUCCCCCGCGGUGGGUGUGAUGUCAUCCAACCAUACGAAUCAAGAGCUAUAUCCACGUGUCCACUCAGACCCGUGCACUCACUCCUUCUGCAGCUGUGCCGUAUUAUUUGUCAAGAAACUAACCACAUACUAAAAUACCUGCAGCAUCUCAUCACGUGGAGAUGUUUCAUUCAGUGCCAGAAAAUAUGCAAAAUAAGUGAUGAACUUGUAAACAAUGAAUGAGACGUAGUGUUUGGUCCCCCGACUCAUCUUCACAUGGAGACAUAAGACGCUCCGCAAAGGGCCGGUUUUGUUUUUCAUGUGCUGUAUGCGGACAAAUUUGCAUUGGAAGGAACAGUCCUUCAUUGGAGAUGUUUUAAUCGAUCCGUGGGUUAUUAGAGGCAGGCCUGUUUUUAUCCACCUCAAUCAGACCCCCGGUCCCUCCUAAUGAAGAGUAACAUAUGGAUUACGUUCAAAGGCAUCAUUCCUGAACAGAGGAGCUGGCGGUGCUGUGUGACAUGGCAUUGUGUAAAUAGAAUCAAGACAAUAACGGGAUUAAGAUGAAGACAAUCGAGCCAUAUUCAUGAAAGCGACGGUCGUCCAAGUCGGAGCACUAAUCCUCGCUGGAGGUUAGCCGGCGCUCCUGCUUUGGGAAACUCGCGCCAACACAAACAAGUUCGUGGGGGCCGAUACAUUUGUGUUUCGUGGGAAAUUGGAACAUUUGUGGCAACGUGGCAUUGACGAUAAAGAUGAUGAUGAUGAUGAUGAAUAACAAUGACAAUAUAUAGCACAGAAUUAUUCCAGGCACUUUCACGACUCUUGAGACGACGUCUCUCCUGUUUCUGAUUUAUUUUCUAUUCUGUAUCUGCAAUGUUCAUUAAAAGAGAUACUGUUAUUAUUAAUAAAACCACAUUUACGGUAA
This is a messenger RNA of Pungitius pungitius (ninespine stickleback), 5151 nucleotides long. Its product is annotated as interleukin-1 receptor accessory protein-like 1. Gene Ontology annotation, biological process: signal transduction; negative regulation of exocytosis. The record is from RefSeq and is a predicted model, not a curated record. Lineage: Eukaryota; Metazoa; Chordata; Actinopteri; Perciformes; Gasterosteidae. Bases 569 to 2707 code for a protein of 712 amino acids. The transcript is spliced from 12 exons. Gene Ontology annotation, molecular function: interleukin-1 receptor activity.